GGAGCCCUCGGAUCAUCCGUCUCCGUGCAAACUGCCGGGGGUGGGGGCGCGGCGGGAAGAGGGCGAAACGGGAGUCGGGCAAGGGAAGGAGCCAGGAAGCCGCGCGGGAGGGCGCGCACGCGCGCGCCCCUUUUUCAGCAGUGUGGCGGGGUCGCACGCUCGCCCGCCUCGGCGGCUGGGCGCGAUUUGCGACACUGGGGGGAGCGGCGGAGGUGGCGGCGGCAGCGGCAGCUUUGCGGCAAGCUCCGGACGGGCUUGCUUGACGGCGGUGUGGCGGAGGCCCCGCCCGAGGCGGCAGGAACCUGGGGGGAGGCGGCGGAAUAUGUCCGAGAGGGAAGUGUCGACAGCGCCGGCGGGAACAGACAUGCCUGCGGCCAAGAAGCAGAAGCUGAGCAGCGACGAGAACAGCAACCCCGAUCUCUCUGGAGACGAAAAUGACGAUGCCAUCAGUAUAGAAAGUGGCACAAACACUGAGCGCCCUGAUACACCUACAAAUACACCAAAUGCACCUGGAAGGAAAAGUUGGGGAAAGGGAAAAUGGAAGUCAAAAAAAUGCAAAUAUUCUUUCAAAUGUGUGAAUAGUCUCAAGGAAGAUCAUAACCAACCAUUGUUUGGAGUUCAGUUUAACUGGCACAGUAAAGAAGGAGAUCCAUUAGUGUUCGCAACUGUGGGAAGCAACAGAGUUACCUUGUAUGAAUGUCACUCACAAGGAGAAAUCCGGUUGUUGCAAUCUUAUGUGGAUGCUGAUGCCGAUGAAAACUUUUAUACAUGUGCGUGGACCUAUGAUAGUAAUACAAGUCAUCCUUUGCUGGCUGUUGCUGGAUCUAGAGGCAUAAUCAGAAUAAUUAAUCCUAUAACAAUGCAGUGUAUAAAGCAUUAUGUUGGCCAUGGAAAUGCUAUAAAUGAGCUGAAAUUCCAUCCAAGAGAUCCAAAUCUUCUCUUAUCAGUAAGUAAAGAUCAUGCUUUACGAUUAUGGAAUAUCCAAACGGACACUCUUGUCGCAAUAUUUGGAGGCGUAGAAGGGCACAGAGAUGAAGUUCUAAGUGCUGAUUAUGAUCUUUUGGGUGAAAAAAUAAUGUCCUGUGGUAUGGAUCACUCUCUUAAACUUUGGAGGAUCAAUUCAAAGAGAAUGAUGAAUGCAAUUAAAGAAUCUUAUGAUUAUAAUCCAAAUAAAACUAACAGGCCUUUUAUUUCACAGAAAAUCCACUUUCCUGACUUUUCUACCAGAGACAUACAUAGGAAUUACGUUGACUGCGUGAGAUGGUUGGGUGAUUUGAUACUUUCCAAGUCUUGUGAAAAUGCCAUUGUAUGCUGGAAACCUGGCAAAAUGGAAGAUGAUAUAGAUAAAAUUAAACCUAGUGAGUCUAAUGUGACUAUUCUUGGGCGAUUUGAUUACAGCCAGUGUGACAUUUGGUACAUGAGGUUUUCUAUGGAUUUCUGGCAAAAGAUGCUUGCAUUGGGCAAUCAGGUUGGCAAACUUUAUGUUUGGGACUUAGAAGUAGAAGAUCCUCAUAAAGCCAAAUGUACAACACUGACUCAUCAUAAAUGUGGUGCUGCUAUUCGACAAACCAGUUUUAGCAGGGAUAGCAGUAUUCUUAUAGCUGUUUGUGAUGAUGCCAGUAUUUGGCGCUGGGAUCGACUUCGAUGAAAUUCUUUCCUAAUCAAAAUUAGAUUGUGUUUGCCUUUGUAAACUAGAAUUAAUGUAUCUUGCUAGUAAGGGCACAUAGAGCAUUUAGAGUUGUAUUUCAGCAUUCAAUCAGGCUGAGCUGAAUGUAGUGAUGUUUACAUUGUUUACAUUCUUUGUACUGUCUUCCUGCUCAGACUCUACUGCUUUUAAUAAAAAAUUUAUUUUUGUAAA
This is a messenger RNA of Ochotona curzoniae (black-lipped pika), 1858 nucleotides long. RefSeq names its product embryonic ectoderm development (gene EED). The coding region runs from base 323 to 1648 and encodes 441 amino acids. Gene Ontology annotation, biological process: negative regulation of transcription by RNA polymerase II. Gene Ontology annotation, molecular function: nucleosome binding; protein binding. NCBI's taxonomy places the organism in Eukaryota, Metazoa, Chordata, Mammalia, Lagomorpha, Ochotonidae. The record is from RefSeq and is a predicted model, not a curated record. The transcript is spliced from 12 exons. Gene Ontology annotation, cellular component: ESC/E(Z) complex.